Molecule: messenger RNA, 303 nt
Organism: Trichoderma citrinoviride
Lineage: Eukaryota; Fungi; Ascomycota; Sordariomycetes; Hypocreales; Hypocreaceae
Exons: 3
Coding region: 1-303 (100 amino acids)
Cellular component (GO): extracellular region
Source: RefSeq, a predicted model, not a curated record
AUGAAGUUCUUCGCCAUCGCCGCUCUCUUUGCCGCCGCCGCCGUCGCCCAGCCUCUCGAGGUUCUCGAGGACCGCAGCGGCAGUGGCUCCGUUUGCAACCCGGGCCUCUUCAGCAACCCCCAGUGCUGUGCCACGCAGGUCCUCGGCCUCAUUGGCCUCGACUGCAAAGUCCCCUCCCAGUCGGUUUACGACGGCACCGACUUCCGCAAUGUCUGCGCCAAGACUGGCUCCCAGCCUCUCUGCUGCGUUGCCCCUCUUGCCGGCCAAGCUCUUCUGUGCCAGCCCCCCGUUGGUGGUGCUUAA